AUGGACCCGAUCGCAAACCUUGUUCUUGGAUUAACUUUGUUGAUAACAUUUAUUUGGCUGAGGAAUAGUCAACGAUUGAAAUUGACGGAACCGCCACUUGUACCUUAUAAAUAUCCAAUUAUUGGACAUACAAUUGAAUUUUAUACAGAAAACGAAACUCUUAUUAAAAAAUGUCGUGAAGAGUAUGGAGAAAUAUUUUCAUUAUACGUGUUUGGUAGAGUAAUAACUAUCGUAGGUAAAGAGCUUUGUCCUGAAAUUUUCAAGAAUCAUGAAACGUUCGAUUUUGGAGAUGCGCACAGAGAUAUCUUUCCUAUAGAUGACUUUUUGUAUCGGCCACGAAAGUUUUUUCGAAAUGUAUCUGCAUCGACUCAGAUAAAAGUUUCAAAGGAAUUCAACUUAUAUACCGAACGAAUUCAAAGACAAUUAAUUAAAACUAUCGAUGAAUUAAUCGGUGAUGGAAAAGUAUUACAAUCUCCCUUAAAAUUCUUUCAAUAUACUAUUGCAAGACCAAUGGUCGCGGCAAUGGUUGGUGAGGAAUUGUGCGAUGAUGAAGAAUUGAUAAAUUCAUUUGCCUGCGCUACAAGCGAUCUCAUGACAUAUUUGUCAAUUCCACCUUUCCUAAAUUUUAUUCAUCCGGUAAUACAUAAGAAUUUCAUCAUAUGCGGUACUGGAGCGACAGCGCGUGAUGCAAGAAAAACGCGGAAAGCCAGACUUUCUAACAAAUUUCACAGAGAAGUAAUUAAACGAAAGGUUGCUCCUAUAAUUGAGAAAAGAAUGAAUUAUAUGAAAAAACUAGGAGAUGCUUGUGCUCCUCAGGUUGAUAUGUUACAACAUUUCAUUAACGCUUUUCGCAAGGGUUACACGGUUGAUGUUGAUGUUGUAACAGAUUUUCUUAUUGUUAAUAUAUUUGCUUCUGUACAUAAUAUGUCCACGUUUCUAACUUUCGGUGUACAAGAAUUUGCAAAUCAUCUACAAUUUCAAAAAGAGUUGUUGGAUGAACAAGAGAAAUUAUAUGAUGGAAGUACUUAUAAUCUUGAUCAAAUCAAUAAAAUGAAAAAAUUGGAUAGUUUUAUUAGAGAAACUUUAAGGAUGAACAUUCAUAUUGUUACAUUAGAACAUAAAACUCUUUCAUCUCAUUACACCUUUUCCAAUGGAUAUCAAGUUCCCGAAGGUCGAAUAGUUUAUAUUCACGCGCAAGGAAUACAUUAUGAUGAAGAAUUACAAGGUCAAAAUCCACAUGAAUUCAAUCCUUUCAGGCAUUUUGAGAGAAAUUUACCUGCAGCAAGAAUAGAUAAGAGUCUCAUUACAUUUGGAUUGGGUAAACAUGCGUGCCCGGGGCGAUGUUUUGCUAUUAAUGGGAUAAAAUUGGCUUUACAUUUCUUAUUAUUAAAAUAUAACAUUAGAACUAUUAAUGAUGAAAAGGUUAUGGCUAAAAUUGUGGGACCUUACAAAGUUCCUAAUAGUGAUAAAAGAUUAAUAUUUGAAAAGAAAAAUUUGAAAAAAAUGGCUUUGCCUUGA
This is a messenger RNA of Funneliformis mosseae, 1518 nucleotides long. The record is from the annotation of a GenBank genome assembly. Lineage: Eukaryota; Fungi; Glomeromycota; Glomeromycetes; Glomerales; Glomeraceae.